CCAUUGACCCCGGAAGUGUAACGUUUGGUGACGUCAGAAAACAGGAACACAUGCGGCUCAUCUUUACUGACAAAACACUAAAACGUGUCUUUACUGCAAAGUGAUAUUCAGCUGCUGUCCAUAAACCCUCUGUGCUUUUAGGAGACUCUGUUCACGUGACUCCUUUCUUUCUUUCAAGCUGGCGGGGGAACCUGAAGCUCCCCUCUUAUAAUGUCUCAGGCCACCAAACGGAAACAUGUUGUCCAGGAGGUUCUUGGGGAUUUUGUCAAGCCCACAGAAAACCAGCAGAUCGUGAAGGUCACUGGCAGCCGUGGCAACAACCUCCAUGAAGCAGUCACGGCCCAGGGUGUGACUUUCCUGGUGAGCAUGCCCCCCAAGUUCCGCAAGAACCUCUGGAUCAAGAGAGGUGACUAUGUGAUUGUGGAUCCCAUUGAGGAAGGAGAGAAGGUGAAGGCAGAGAUCAGCUUCAUUCUCUACAAAGAUCACAUUCAGUAUCUGCAAAAACAGCAGCUCUGGCCAGAGGGGUUUACGGUGGAGCAAGCAGAGGACAAGACAAACAAGGAGAAGGAAAAGGAGGAGGAGACGGAGGAGAAGGACGAGGACUUCAGUGACUCGGAAGAUGAUGAGAGUGACCUCUUUGUAAACACCAACCGCUGUAACUACCAGUACAUUGAGAGUGGAGAGGAGGACAGUGAGGAAGAAGAAGACGACCACAAAGACCAAAGGACAGAAAAUGGUUCGUAGUGGCCGCACUGAGGACACGGACAAUCGAGAGGGAGAGUUGUGAAAAUCAUGAGACGGUCUGCUCUGCAGCAGCUGCGUCUGGACCUCCUGUUGGCUGGACUCAUUGAAUGGACUUGAACUUAAUGGAACAAAAUAAGUCUUGCUUGUUAAAUUGAUUAAAAAAAAGAAUCUGAAAUUACUGAUCUCAAACUUAAACCGAAAUUGAAAAUGUCAAUUUGAGGUUCUUCUGUAGUUUCAGUGGUUUCCUGCAAAUGUCUCACAAACUCAAGCACGGUUACAGUCUGACCUCCUGUGCAGUGAUUGCUAUACUGAACACUAAAGGGUAUAAAGUAUACCCGGGCCAUACUGUACAUGUGCAGGAUGUUAAUGUAAACUGUUAAAACCAUUCCUCCAUAGGACAAAAUUGAAACCCACAAAAACCUUGUCACCGUUGACAGAACACACUUUUUCUCACGUUUAAUUUUAGUUCCUAGUUUAGAUUGAAAAGUCUGGAACGUGGUGGGGAUUCAAACAUCUUUCCAGUUUAACUGUUCCUCUGGAGAAUACUUCUUUAACAAGCUGGGCUGUUUCCGUUCUUACAGAUUAUUUUAUUUUCAAAUGAAUGCAGCUGAUAGCCUUUGUGAUUUUUAAACUGAAAAGCCUCUGGUUUCAAUUGUAUCAUGUUGUACAAAUAGUUGCUCAUUGUGACUGAUUUGUGCCUCAUCUCUUUCUGACAUUCCUUGCUGAUUUUGGUUUGUGUCAUGAUAAACAUUUUGGAAAUAGAUUUAUUCUUAAGCUGUUUUUUCAGCACUUUGAUUCAACAUCACCCUCUUGACGUCUUCCACUUUAUGUAUAAUAAUACUUCAAGACUAUAAAUCUUCUAAAGAAUACAUGCUUUUUGUUUCACAUUCAUAAAAACAUUUCU
Molecule: messenger RNA, 1648 nt
Organism: Anoplopoma fimbria (sablefish)
Lineage: Eukaryota; Metazoa; Chordata; Actinopteri; Perciformes; Anoplopomatidae
Gene: eif1ad
Product: eukaryotic translation initiation factor 1A domain containing
Exons: 5
Coding region: 211-744 (177 amino acids)
Biological process (GO): translational initiation
Cellular component (GO): nucleus
Molecular function (GO): translation initiation factor activity; RNA binding
Source: RefSeq, a predicted model, not a curated record